AUGGCUUCAUCAAGUUCUUGUAACUCUCCUUGUGCUGCGUGCAAGUUCCUGAGGAGAAAAUGCAUGCCUGGCUGCACCUUUGCACCUUAUUUUCCACCGGAGGAUCCACAAAAAUUCGUAAACGUUCACAAACUCUUUGGUGCCAGCAACGUCACGAAGCUUCUCAGCGAAGUCCAACCACACCAGAGAGAAGAUGUGGUGAAUUCUCUUUCAUAUGAAGCCGAAGCCCGGGUAAGAGAUCCUGUUUACGGAUGUGUAGGAAUCAUCUCCAUCCUCCAAAGACAAAUUGAUGGCCUUCAAAAGGAUCUAGAUGCUGCAAACGCUGAUUUGAUGCGAUAUGCGCGUAAUGCUAUGCCUGUCAUGCCUCAUUUGAGUUCGAUUCAGCCAGCUACUUCACAGCAUAGAACCAUCGAUCAUUUUUCUGCAAAGAGUAUUGGUGGAUUGUACCAGCCACCACCUCCUUUUCCUAAUCCUUAUGCUGAUCGUCAAUGGAAUUUCUAUAACUCUUUUAAUUCUCGAGGGAAUUUGAGUGGUGGUGGUAGUGGUGGUGCUGGCGGCGGAGUCAGCGGUGAAGGUAAUAUAUAA
Messenger RNA from Lactuca virosa, 585 nucleotides. The record is from the annotation of a GenBank genome assembly. Lineage: Eukaryota; Viridiplantae; Streptophyta; Magnoliopsida; Asterales; Asteraceae.